AUGACUCCUGAGGUCUCUGGAGAUGUGGGAGACUGGCCUGUGGGAGGUGAAAUUGCCAUCACCACACAGGAAUAUCCCAACAUGACGAAUGCCACGGGCAGCGAACGGCGCUUCAUCCAAGACAUCGUCUUCUACGCUCCGGUCACAGAGAUCCUGUUGGAUCGGCCACUGGAGCUGCCUCACUUUGCUGGGCAGGCUUUUGUCGACUCCACAAACUCCUUGUCCGUGGGCACGCGUAUUGUUCUGCUGAGCCGCAGCAUCACCAUCACGACGGAAGAGGUUCGUUUCCCAGACCCAGAACGCGGAGUACCUGAUCCUGGACAUGGUGGAGAUUGGUUUGGCCAUCACAUGGUCAUCAGUGGCUCAUCCUUUGUGUCGAUGUCUUGGGUGCGCUUGGCUCACGCCGGGCAGGAUGGACGAGGGCCCACAGGGCGCUUGGCGCGGUUCCCCGCGCUGCAAGUGGUGCAGCCCACCAGCUACACGCGAUACCUGCCAAGACCCUACUUUGAGUCUCUGGUCUUCUCAAAUAGUUGGCUCGGAGCCGUGGAGGUCCUUGGCUCCUGGGGAUUGGAUUUGAUCAACUGCGUCUUCUGCGAGACCAGGGGCCGUGCACUCCAAGCUGGUACAGAUAUGGGUGCAUUCUUCAUUGUUGACAACUUGGCCAUGGAUACACGGCCGUUACCGCCACCAUUGGAUCCAGUGGUCAACCCAACAUAUGAACCGCUUGCUGUCUUUCAGCUACAGGCACGUCCCGUGGUCUUCUCCGGAAACGUGGUGGCGGGCUGCCCCGACAUCGGCGUGUUGAUGCGGCCUGAGACCUGUGAAGCAGUGGAACAGGACACCUCCAGCCAGCAGAUCAAUGAAGUGCAUAGCUGCGUAGUUGGCUUCUUCGUGCUGAGAUCCUGUAGCACGGAGGGUGGUGGGCCACAAGCCUGUCCCGGCCAUUUGGAUUGUGUCCACUUGCGGCUCAUGAAGGCCUGGAAGAACGCUCAUGUUGGCAUUCUCUUCGUGGAUACACCGAGCAAUAUGAUCGUCUCCGACGUGACUCUCUUCGACAACCACAUUGGCAUCACUGGAAACUUCCAUCGUCAAAUUGGCGAUAUGUUACAUUCCUUCGAGUUCCGCGACAGCCAGGUCUACGGCUCUACAGCAGUGUCUACCUGCGAUGCUUCGUUGCAGUGCUUGGCAGUGGGCCCGUCAGACGUCCAGCCCACAGCUUGCCAUUCUCUGCCGGGUCCAGAGUUCCGCCGUAUUGGUAUCCUGCUGCCCAUCAUCACGAAUCGUGGGAAGACUUGUGAGGACGGUCCAGUUCUCCGCAGCUGUCCUUUGGCGAACCUACCAGAGAGGAGUUGUGCACUGCCAUGGGAGCAACGCUACGGAAACCGUGCAUCCAGGAUGUCCUCCCAGAAGAUCACGAACGUCUUCUUCGGCGGCUUCCGUGCCGAGGACUGCGGCAUGCGAUCAGUGGCCAUUGCCUACAACCCGACAUCUCGAGAUUGGAAUCCCGUGUUGGAAGUUUCUGGGCUUCGCUUCGCGGAAACCGACUUCUUCCGCCGCACUGUGACCCAAAGCUCCUUGAUCACUCCAGCUGACAGGGAUCGCCAAGACUACCUGAACGCGCGGAUCCUUUUAGAGCCCUGGUCUGGGUUCCUGGCUGAAGGCAGUUGCCAAGCGGAUCCCAUGCUUUCAGAGAUCGCACGCGAUAAGCUUGGCAUUCAAGGCGAUGUGCCUCUGUGUCCAGGAUUGCAGCAGUCAUGGGUGAAAGACUUGGACGGUUCCCUGGUGGCCUUUGGUGUAGCCCUGCUGCCGCCGGGUCUGCUUCCACUGAAGUGCAACGUCUCCUCCAGUGACUUCGAAGAGGCCACCAUGGUGCCCAGUGCAUUGCCUCCAGCCUGCGUGAACUGUAGCAGUGGAUAUCAGUAUACCUUGGACAAUGGCCUUGUCGCUUGCAGUGACCGUAUGCGCCGAUUGAAUUGGGAAAGCUUGGAUCCGGAUUGUUGUGGCUUCUACCGCCGCGAGCUGGGUGUGCUGCGGGCCACGCGGCUCAUCGACGGUGCCAUCGAGGAGACCCGACCAAUGUUUGACGAAAGUUGUCCUCGUGGUCUGGAGUAUGGCCGAAGUUCCUACGUCAUCCGCAUGGAAGCGGGCUAUAGUCAUCUGCUGCAGUUUAUGGGAAGUUCGCAGCUUCCAAGGCUGAGUCGUAUCCAUCUCUUCGCGGAGAGUGUCACGGAUGAGGUCCUGCUGAAGAUCCCCUUGGGACGCUUGAGGAGGCCGCGACUCUACAUCUUCGGCAUUAACUUCGACAUCAUGCGACGCACCGCCAUCCCCAAUCCAGGUGAUAGCCACGGAGCUAUGUUCCUGGAUCGAGAUGGUCUCAUGCUCUACAUGAUGACACGAGGAAUGCCAGGUGGAUUGACGGGUCGAGGAGUUGCCAUCCUGAUGCUGUUGGAAGUGAUCAUCGCAGAAGUGGUCAUCUUUAUUCCACUGGAGGAAUUUAAUGAGUUCGCCUUCCUUGCAGACAUCUCCAGGUCGUUGAACGUCACCGAAGAUCGCAUCACUUUGGUGGACAUCCGCUACGACGGCAAGAAAUGGUUGGAAGGCCCCAACGGCCGGCGCUUGGAGAUGGUCGACACCUUGGCCAUCCGCUUCGAAGUGGCCGAGGAUGCGGUCCUCAAUCCAAACGUGCUUGCAGAUAUUCCCAUUGACUCUCUGGGAUCCUACAACGCCUUCUUUGAAGAUGCCGUCCAAAACGAUCCUGCAGAGGCAGAGGCUGUGAACUCCAUGCGCGACCUGGCCACAACUUUAGAGGUGCCCCCCGCGUGGCCCCUUGGCCCCUUGCCUUGCCGACAUGCUAGUUGCUGUUGCCGGAAAAAACACCAGUUUGGUGAAGGGGAUACACCGAGUCGCAAGAUGUCAGAGGCUAAGCCAGAGAGGCCACCCGAUGAGACAUCGGAAGGCAGCUCCAGUAGUGACUUCUCUUCAGAGGAAUCACACGAGGAAGAUCUGCCAGAUCCCUCUUUGUUGCGCUCCAAAAGUCUUUUUCGGCGCCAUGCUGUCGACCAUGUGGAAAUGGCUGAGGUGGACUUCACCCCGGCCUGGGCAGUGGCACAGUCCGAGGACUUGAGUCUGCAACGUUUGAUUAUUGCGGUGAGCAAUAUCACUUCAGAUACCCGCAGCAUCAGCAAGUCUGACAUCACUCCGGUGGAUCGGCUGCUUCGGUGCAUCAACGCCAUCAUCCAGGAAAAGCGGCAGCAAUUUCUGCACUUGAGGUUACAAUGGCUAGUCUUCCACCUAUCCGCAAGGCCUGAGGAAAAGUUCCGCUUGCCUGACGCCUUGGAGACUCCACGUUCUCAACAAGCUCAGCAUGCUCGGGAGGCCUGGUGGUGGAACCUCACCAACAGUAGUGCCAAGAUGAAAGAUAUGCCAGAUGACUUCAGCCUCAACAGCCCAAGGGGCUCCUCUCAUUGCAGUUCGCCGUCCCCUCGAUCCAAGGGCCCGAAAGAAGAGCCGGCAGCAGCCACAAAGCGUGCGGCCAAAGUCGCUGCCUCUGCGCCGAAGCUCGAACGAAGGUUUGGUGCUACAACGGAUUUUUCGAAUCAACCCAGGAGUCCUACUGGUGCUACUGGUCCUAGUGGUCUGUCCACAAGUUGCAUAUCCCCUGCGGCUUUGAGGGCCCAAACAGCACCAGAGGGACGAGCUCGACCUAAAGCGUUGGCGAUGGACUCGCGGAUCAAAGCAACCUCUGCGAUUCACAAGGCGGCGCACACCAUGGAGGCGGAUUUUACCAUCGACAACGACAAGCUUCAGGCCACGGCAGACAACAUGCUUUCUCCGAAGCGCGCCAAUGUGAGUCGUGGCAACUCGCGCGCAUCCAUCAAAGAUCCGGAUGAUGCGAAGCAGUUGAAGCGCCACACUGUGAUGCCCACCUCCAACGUAAGACCGAUGUCAAAAGAGGCUGGCAGAAGGCGAUCAGUGACCUUGACAGGUUUGAAGGAGGGCUUUCAAGUGGAGGACAGACGGCAGACAACGCGUUUUCAGGUGGACGAAGAAAUCAGCAUCGAGGAGAAGUUGAUGGGACUGGCGCCAAUGUCGACAAAACCAAAGAAGAAGAUGUUGAAUGUCGACUGCAACGCACAGCAGAAGUCGGAUGUGCCGGAUAUUGGAAAAACCUGGCUCAUCAGGAACCGAACAUCACCGGCGCCAUUUCGAAAGAACUCCAACAGCAACAGCCCGGCCACACCAUCACUGUUGCCGCAGUAUGUUGACUUCGCCGAUUUCGCCUUACCCAGACAAGCACAGGACUCUCAGAAGGCCAGGGCUCGCUUGAAUGUGGAAGUGGAUUUGGAUUUGGAGCCGACAAGGAGUUUUGCACUUCUUCCUGCAAAUCAGCCUAUUGCACCCUUCUUGCGAGGUGUGGAGCCAGUAUCACCUGGUGGGACUUUUCAGGAAGCGAAGACUUUCCUUCGCAACGAGCAUAGUCGAGCUGGAGGUGCUUGGCUUUGCACUGCCGAUUGCUUGGAUAGCAACAUUGCAGAGCAUCGGAUCAAAUGCAAAGCCGCCAGCGACUUCGUGCGGCAAGGCCGCAGUGCUCCACGAAGGCAGUGUCGCAUCGAUUGGAAGAUCGAUGACAUGUGCACGAAAGACCGCAUUCAAGGCAUCCGAAGAUAUAUCCGGCAACUCAAUGGCACCAAUGCCACCAUGAAGGAGGACUUGCCUCCCAGACCGCACACCACGGCUGCCCGCGAACUUCCUCGACUUGUGAGGCACGGCCCCCGUAUCAAAGAGCCUCCACGCGGAGCCGAGGAGUCUCGUGAUGUGUCUGUGGUCUAUGCAGCGGUCGCAGCAAAGCGCAAGAAGAUUCCACAGGCACCAAAGUGCCUAUUGCCGGUCCCAGGCUUCGAUGAGGAGAAAGAUGACGAGGGUCAGGUUCUUGACCUGCGGGGGAUGAACCUCACAGAUGACGAGGCGGUGCCCAUUGUGAUGGGCCUCCGUGUGCGAGAUGUUGCCUUUAAGACCAUGCUGAUCUCUGGCAAUCCACAGCUAACGGAUGCAUUCUACGAACCGCUUCUACAGCUGGCUUGUGACAAAUUUAUGAGUAUGACAAUCCUGGACUUGUCCGGAUCUGCCCACAUGGGAGAAAAAUCCAUCAGUUUCUUGGCACACGCAUUGCCGAGAGCCUUGAUGAAGUUGCGAGUGCUGAAGUUGGAUGGUACGCGCUUUGAACAGCCCUCAUGGCUAGUGCUGGUGGAAGGUCUCAGGUGCUUGACCUACUUGCAGGAGCUGGGCCUUGCUGAUAUGGCCAUCGGUCGCCGCUCUCAGGAUGUGCCCUGCCUGGUGGGGGAGCUGCCACUCUCACUGCCGGGCUUGAAAUCGUUGAACCUCAGCGGAAACUUUUUCAGUUUCGAAGGUUGCAAGGCUUUAGCCCAUUCCUUGGAAGGCCAUGGAAAUUUGGAGGUCUUAGAUCUCAGUUACAAUGCAGGAGGCUUUGUGCUCACAGAGAGUGCUGGUGCCGUCAACAUCGAGGUGGAAAAUCUCUUUACAGUCCUUCGCAGUGACAGUCGUUCGCAAGGAAUUGCAGCGUUCAAUCCGAUCUCCUUGGUUUGCGAAGGCGUCGGAAAGUCAAAGUCCUUGACCACCUUGAAAUUAGCGGGUUGCCAGCUGAACUUUGACGAGGACUUCAUUUUGGAGGAUGCCUUGCAGUCAAAGCAGGGCUGCGGCUUAGAAGAAUUGGACCUCAGCAAUAACGCCUUCCAGGGUGUAAUGGGAGUGCGCUGCCUUUUGAGGAUUCUGAUCACCCACAAGAGUCUCAAGACCUUGCAUUUGUCGCAGAUACGAGAAGCCUUGCCAUCUUGCGUGGCAGUACCUUACGAGCAGUCUGAUCCUACUGCGCAUUACACAUUGAACCUGAUGCAUCCUCAGCAUCGAGCACUUCUCCGUAUGUUGUUAAGGCGAUGCAAGAGUCAGUCACGGCCAAUCACCGAACUCUUUAAAUUCGAGGAGCGCGGCGAUGAGAUUCUGAAGUUGUGGGGAAAGAACCAAUCUGUGCCACAGCAAGGCAGCGUCUCCUUUGCGUUUCGUUUCCCCAUGGAGCUCGGGGUGAAGAUCGAAGCGACGCAGCUCAUCUCCAGGGUCAACGAGAAGAGGAAGUUGAAGGUUGGAUUGGUGGAUUUUGUCAAGGUGGCUCAACUAUUCAACGGCUUGGCAGAUCUGGAGGCACGCUUAAUCUUCCUGGAGGCGAUGGCAGUUGAUCUGAACCUGAAGCUGAGCCAUGUGAGGUAUCUUUCAGAGCUCGACCCAGUACUGCGCACAGACGUGGUGGAUCGACUGUUACCAGCUGUGCCAGAAAUCAAUACUUUAGGUGGUUUUGACCUUGCUGUUAACUGCGGCCACCACGGGGCAUCGCUGGUUCGCGAUCGUGCUUCUAUUGUGAAUCUGCUCCUUUUCAACCCAGCAUGUUCUGAUGGUCGAUAUGACUUCGACGUUUCGGAACCGGCACAUCGCAAGAUGCUGGACGACCUGAUCAUCGUCAAUCACUGGGAACGUGAUUGUGCUACGAAACUCGGUCGGCCUGACCUCAGCAAGCACGGAGAUCAUGAAUGCAUCCGAAAUUGCACGGUCAACGGUGUCUACCGCAUUUGGAGGAGUGCUGAUGUGCAGCUUCCACCACGGUCAGAGGUGAAAUUGGAUUAUUGCUCGCCGUUUCAUCCAAAGAAAGGCACGGGGCCUUCUCGUGACAACACCGUGAUGCAGAUCCAGCAAGCCAUGGCCACCAUGGACUUCAAUCAGAGUCUUAAAGUGAAGGUCUUUCGCUCCGUGGCGCAUCGCUUGGUGCUAACCCCCGAACACUGCAGCCGUGUGCUUGAAGCACUUCCUGCUUCUGCGAUGGAGCGAGAUCUCGAGAUCAGAGAGUCUGCUCGGGUGGAAGCCUUUGUGGUGUGCUACGCAAGGUGUAAUGACAUCGGAGGACUUCUGUCGCACAAGGACUAUGGUCUGUACAGCCUUCAGCACCUGACACGAGAGGAGGUCCUGACAGUGCGGAAACGCCUGGGUCGCACACGCACUUGGGAUCUCACCAGGGCCGGCCAGGAAUUCUUGGUUCCGGAAGUCGACAACGCUGGAGACUUCAAUGCGGCGGGCAGGCUCAUGCUGGUGGGUCGACGGCCAUCGGCAGUUGGACUUCCUCCAAUGCCAGAUUUCCUGCCGGCGAAGCCCAAAAGUCGCUCGGAACGCAUGGAAGAAGCCCGGCUGGACGCUGAGCGGAUGCGCCCCAUUUUGCAGGACUAUGGGAUGUUGGACAAUCCAGUGUCGCUGGGUCUUGCGAACCGUUACAUGAUGAAUUUGGAACUUCACGAAGAUUGGCACUGUGCACAAUGCCUUCUGGCUGUUUGCAAAUUGGAGCCGGGCGAAAAUAUCGAUGAACCAUACUGGAGUGAAAAGCAGCAUUUGGCCCAGAAAGGCAGCAAGUGGCUGGUGCCAGACGAAUGGAACAAAGACAUGCCUCAGGUCGGAGUCUUUGGCAUGACAUUCCUGCAGGGCUUUAAUGAAAGCGACAUGGACUUGCGAGAACGCCUGGCAGAGGAGUUCCUCGGAUGGUGA
Molecule: messenger RNA, 7596 nt
Organism: Cladocopium goreaui
Lineage: Eukaryota; Dinophyceae; Suessiales; Symbiodiniaceae
Source: the annotation of a GenBank genome assembly